UCGUCGGUCCCGUGUAGCAAUUCAGAUGUGGCAACCCUGCCUCAGGCGGUGUGUAAACAAACAAGAUGUCCGCGGACGAGUACUUCUGCGCUAAAGGUUCUCUGAAAAUUAAGGGUGUCGAAGAUUCAGGGAUUAAAAAAAAGAAAAAGAAAAAGAAGAAGGAUAUUGAAAAGCAGAUGGAGGCAAGCAUUCGGCGAGAGACAGAGACUCCCAGUGAGCCCACAUCUUCAACACGCACAAUGACUCAAGCUGAGCAUAGAUUUAUGGAACGACGGAGAAAAAUGGAAGCUGAUCGGAUUUUGAAAAAGGCAAGCAAGACUCACAAAGAAAAGGUAGAAGACUUCAAUCGUCACUUGGACUCCCUCACAGAACACUUUGAUAUCCCUAAAGUGUCAUGGACUAAGUGAAGCAUACAUGUCUAUUUGGUUUCACAUAGUGUGAUAUUUAGUAUAAGGUUUAUUUUAAGUUCUUCUCUAUUUGUCAAAUAAAUGUUUGUACACUCA
Messenger RNA from Procambarus clarkii (red swamp crayfish), 503 nucleotides. Its product is annotated as protein FAM32A. Gene Ontology annotation, cellular component: nucleolus. The record is from RefSeq and is a predicted model, not a curated record. NCBI's taxonomy places the organism in Eukaryota, Metazoa, Arthropoda, Malacostraca, Decapoda, Cambaridae.